AUGUCCAAUGUGGGCAUUGGAAAAGUAGACUCAUAAAAGCGUGAGUGUCAACAGAAAAACGUGGAAUGGGUGGAAAUAAAAGUCUUUGUCAGAUAGGCAAGCAAUUAUUUUCCAAAGCGAAACACGUUUGACAUAGACCUUUUUUCAACUCACAAGAAAGUUUUCAACAAUUCAUUUAUAUAUUCAUUUCUGAUCUUGGAUAUUUCACAAUUUGCUGCCUGCAAAGGUAUUCUGCUAAUAGGAGCACGUCUUUUAUUUUAUGACAAACUCUUCGGCAUGGAUUAAGAUUGAAAGUUGGUAAACUUUAGCACUCAAAGCUGUAACGAAAAAGUUUAACAAAUAAAAAUGUUGUGAUGAUCAUAAGUAGAAGGCAAAUUGUCCACGAAGCUGGUUAGUACACUAUGCCAAUGAUUGAAUAUAUAUGGGUGCUACUGGGGUUGAUGGUCUACCUGAUUGGUGUUAUUGUACAGGCGACACAUACGUCCGUAUUGCAAGACCUCCUCAUUCCUGUUGAUAAUAGUUAUAUGUUUGAUCAAAAACGUUCUCAUCACAGCCGACACCAUUCAACACAUUCCACUCGAGUUUUCCAAGAUUUGCCAUCUGAAUGUUGCCCCUCAAUAAAACGAACGAUUGCUCCCCUUGGGGGCUUGUCAAGGGAAGGAACUCUGUUACAAUUGUAUCGCACUGACGAGACCGUACAAAAAUUUUACGAGACAACAUGUGCGCACAAUGUUGAAAACAAACCUUGUUAUUUUAUAAAUCAAUCGGAAUGGAGAUCAGUAUGUAGGCAGAAAACUAGUUAUACGUAUGCUAUUGUAAAAGAUUUUAAUGUAACUGAAGACCAUAGAAUAGAUUACAUGAAAAUUAAUUCCGGAUGUUCUUGCACAAUUCUAGGACCGGCUAGACCUCCUGCUAUUAGUCUACAGGCCGAAAUUCUCCAUGAACUGGAAGAAUCGGGCAUACUUAACAAAAAGUGAUAUUCUAAAUGAUAUUUUUAAAAUCAUAAUUGUCUCAGUUUGAACAAGGCUGUCUUUUCUUAUUCUGUAAUAUGUAAUUAAGUUAAUGACGAUUUGGAUAUAUUCUAAGAUUUGUAUACAGGGAUUUAUCUUGUUUCAAUUGCUUUUCUUAUUUAUUUUUUGUUCUGUUUCAAAUUUUUCACUCUAAAAAUUCAUAUAAUAAAAGUUCUCAGCAUCACAGUAUUAUUUCAAUUACUUUUAAGCACAAACAAGCACACGCAAAAAAAAUAUUGUGAUGAACUUUUCUUAUAUUAUCACUUAACAAACUGAUGAAAACUUUUAAAAUCAUUUGGAAAAAAAAAAUGCUCAAGAUUUUUACAGAGCUAGAGGCUGCCUUUCUGUAAGCAUGGCCUUUCCGUGUUGGUUCUUUCUUUCACAGCAUAGCUAGUUUAUCUUUUUUAAUCAAACACAAUUAUUUUCAUAAAGACUAGAUAAUUUCCAAUUUCCGAAACAAGUGUAGUGUUUGUGAAUACUUUGUAACUAUAUAAUCUAUAUACUUUUCUUUGCCAUAAAUGAAAUAAAAGUACAUUGACAUUUAUAUCGGAUAAAAGUACAUAAUUUUUUAAAGACCUUACGAUAUGCAUAUACGCGUGCGUCAGUUAUUAAUUUAAGUCCGUUCCUAGGCAAUGAUUGUGUCAUACUUUAUUUACAUACAUUUUUUUAAAAUUCUUAAAAUGCCGCGAACUGUUUCUUUACUUUACAACCGAUUAUUUUAUUUGUGGAAUAAUGCUGAAUAAAAUAUAGUUUUA
This is a messenger RNA of Ruditapes philippinarum (Manila clam), 1765 nucleotides long. RefSeq lists its product as uncharacterized. Gene Ontology annotation, cellular component: extracellular region. The transcript has 4 exons. The record is from RefSeq and is a predicted model, not a curated record. Gene Ontology annotation, molecular function: Toll binding; growth factor activity. Gene Ontology annotation, biological process: central nervous system formation; innate immune response; regulation of Toll signaling pathway. The coding region runs from base 402 to 977 and encodes 191 amino acids. Lineage: Eukaryota; Metazoa; Mollusca; Bivalvia; Venerida; Veneridae.